UCCCCAUUUAACGCAUCUCCAAUCCUUAGUACCUAGCUUGCUGGUACGAUCAUGUUGCAUGGCUGGGAAUAGGGAUAGGGUUUUCUAAAAAUGAAUUGAAUGAAGAAGGAGAGCAUAAUGUCAAACCUCAACCUCACCGAGGACCCUUACCUCCUCAGCAAAGGGCUUGUAAUAUGCCGGGCUAUCCAUCCUCCACACACUUUUGGUAUUUUUUAUGGAGAAAAUCCAUUACAAUUCUCUUUCCCCCUUGUCUUGUUAGAGAUCUCCACCAUCAUCGCCAUCUCCCGUCUCAUUCGUUAUAUUCUCAAGCCUCUCCGCCAGCCAAGAGUCAUUUCUGAGAUCCUCGGUGGAAUAAUCGUAGGCCCAUCUGUUUUGAGCCGAAGCAAGCGAUUUCGCAACUUUAUCUUCCCAGAUACUGCUGACUACGCACUGAAAAAUAUUGGAAUCAUUGGCUUUAUGUAUUUCCUUUUCAUAUCUGGUGUAAAGACAGAUUUGACCCAUAUAAGGAAAGUGGGGAAGAAACAUUGGUACAUAGCCACAUGUGGGGUGUUCAUUCCCAUGUUAUGUAGUCUAUUUAUUGGAAUAGGUCUUCGAAAAUCCUUGGAAAAAGAACUAGCCAAAGCUUCUUCCAUGUUAGGAGUAACUUCGGAAUUCGCAAUCACAGCUUUCCCUGUUAUCUAUCUGAUUAUCAGAGAGCUUAAUCUCCUUAGCUCCGAAAUUGGAAGAAUGGCAUUAUCCACUGCCAUAAUAAGUGAUGUAAUUGGACUCAAUUUUGUUGUUGUAUUUGAGGCAGCUAAACAAGGGGAGCAUAAAACUAUGGCUGCUUUAUGGUUUGUCAUUUAUUCUUUUGUAAUUGGCGUAUCCAUUUUUGGAGGCGUUAGACAGAUUAUGAUAUGGAUAAUUAGAUCAACCCCAGAAGGGAAGUCAGUGGAGCAAAUUUAUGUUGUUUUCAUACUCUUGGGAGUAAUGCUUUCUGGUUUCUUAUGUGAUUUGGGUGGUAUUGCAGUAGCUAAUGGUCCGCUGUGGUUAGGCCUCGCCAUUCCAGAUGGGCCUCCAUUAGGAGCUACUUUGGUGGAAAAGACAGAAACAAUUGUCAUGGAUAUUCUCAUGCCAUUUUCAUUUGCAUAUGUUGGAAUGUUCACUGACAUUUCAUCUAUCUACGGUCAUUGGACACAUCUUCAACCGAUAUUUUUUAUGGCUGUCACGGCUUAUGUUGUUAAAAUGGUUACUGUCCUCUUCACUUCCUAUUUCUUGAAUAUGCCCUUCAGAGAUUGUCUUGCUCUUAGCCUUGUCUUGAGCCUAAGAGGUGAAGUGGAGCUUUUGAUGUUCAUUCACUGGAUGGAUUUGAAGAUGAUAACGAGACCAUAUUUCACAAUGCUAGUGCUAAUGACAAUAGGAGUGACAGCUAUAGUCACUCCAUUGAUCAGUGUAGUUUAUGAUCCAACAAGGCCUUAUAUGAUUAACACAAGAAGGAACAUUCAACAUACCGCUUCAAACACGGAGUUACACAUUAUAGCUUGUAUACAUGACGAGGAAAAUGUGCCUGGAAUUAUAAAUAUUCUAUUCGAGAUCUCAAAUCCAACUGUACAUAGCCCUUUCUUGGUUCAUGCCUUGCACCUAAUAGAACUUGUUGGCCGUGCUGCCCCUGUUUUUAUUGAUCACCAGGAAUCGGAGAGCACGAACCAAAAUCCAAUCCAUAAUGCGUUGAAGCUUUUCGGUGGAGAAAAUAUCAAGAUUCAUUCAUAUACAUCAUAUUCUCCUAAGAAGAGCAUGUAUCAAGACAUUUGCAAGUUGGCACUAGAGAAGAGGGCUUCUCUUAUUAUACUUCCCUUUUAUAAAGAUCAAACGAGCACUCAAGUACUGGCAAGGCAAGGAGUUAAAUUAGUGAACUCUAAUGUGUUAAACCAUGCUCCUUGCUCAGUUGGGAUUCUCGUUGACCGGGGUGCUUCCCCUACAAGUCAUAAUGUAGGUGUGUCAAUGAGACGGUCGUCAAUUCACCGUUUUGCCCUACUUUUUAUGGGAGGAUCAGAUGCUAGGGAGGCACUUUCUUAUGCUGAUAGGAUGGCUGCAAAUCCAGAUGUAUCGCUUACUGCUAUUCGUUUCCUUUCGCAUAAUGGUGAAGGGGAUAAUGAGAUGGAGAAGAAAUUAGAUGAUGGUCUGGUGACAUGGUUUUGGGUGAAGAAUGAGGGAAAUGACAAAGUUAUGUAUAAGGAAGUUGUGGUGAAGAAUGGGGAGGAUACUAUAGCAGCACUUCACACAAUGAAGAAUGAUCAAUUCUUUGAUCUUUGGAUACUUGGGAGGAACCAAGGGAUAAAUCCGGUGCUAUUGCAGGGAUUAACAGAUUGGAGUGGUGAAAAUGAACUAGGAGUUAUAGGAGACUUUCUUGUGUCAAUGAACUCAGGUACCACGGCUUCUGUUUUAGUGGUACAGCAGCAGGUUUUGAGAGGCCAAGAGAGGACUUCUCUUGGUUUUCUAGAAAAAAUUGCAAGUUGUAGAUUGUAGAGACCUCAUAUUUAGGUUUUAGGAACAGUAAUGAAGUGUAGCUUUUAUAAUAUAUAUGUAUAUAUAUAUAUAUAGAUAUAUAUGUAUAUGUAUAUAUAUAUAUAUAUAUAUAUAUGUAUAAGUAUAUAUAUAUAUAUAUAGUCGAAGGCCCGUGCCAGAAUGGGCCCAAUAUAUGUUAUUUUUUAGUCUCAAUUUAUGUAACACAAAUAUAAUUUAGAUAAUCCAUUAUAUUUUUAAGAUGCUUUAGUUA
Capsicum annuum is the source of this 2752-nucleotide messenger RNA. Its product is annotated as cation/H(+) antiporter 24-like. The coding region runs from base 100 to 2502 and encodes 800 amino acids. Gene Ontology annotation, cellular component: endomembrane system; membrane. Gene Ontology annotation, molecular function: antiporter activity. NCBI's taxonomy places the organism in Eukaryota, Viridiplantae, Streptophyta, Magnoliopsida, Solanales, Solanaceae. The transcript is spliced from 3 exons. The record is from RefSeq and is a predicted model, not a curated record. Gene Ontology annotation, biological process: proton transmembrane transport; regulation of pH.